CGCGCCACGCUCCGCCUUGGUCGCCGCUCGGUCCCGGCGCUGGGGUGCGGCGGGGGUGGGAGCGGGCCCGACUCAGCCUGAUUUACGGCUCUGCUGAAAACCGCUUCGCUCCCGCAGCAUCAGCACCCGCCGCGGCGGCAGCAUCAGCAGCUGCAGCUGCAGCAACAAGUCGGGACUUUUGAGUAAUGCAACAGAAGGCUUUUGAGGAAAACAGAUACCCCUGGCAGGAGUCCUUCGAGAAUGUUGCUGUGUGCCUGCCAUUCCGCUGCCCGAGGUGUGGAGACCAUACCAGAUUUAGAAGCCUGUCGUCCUUGAGGGCCCAUCUGGAAUUCAGUCACAGCUACGAGGAAAGAACCCUCUUGACAAAAUGCAGCCUCUUUACUUCCCUCAGAGACACAGACCUAGUCACUUCCUCAGAACCCCUGAAACAGGGAAAGUUGCAGAGCAGUGGCAAUGUGGUAAAGCAGAAACCGAGCUAUGUGAACCUGUAUAGCAUUUCGCAUGAACACUCAAAGGACAGGAAGCCAUUUGAGGUGGUAGCAGAGAGGCCUGUGUCCUAUGUGCAGACCUUCACUGCGAUGGACCUGCGUGCAGACUCACUGGAUGGACCACGAUCGAGUCCUGGGCUUCCCACCUCCGACACCAAAGCUGCUUUUGAGGCACAUGUCAGAGAAAAAUUCAAUCGGAUGGUCGAGGCCGUGGAUAGGACCAUCGAGAAGCGAAUCGAUAAACUCACCAAAGAGUUGGCCCAGAAAACUGCUGAACUGUUGGAAGUUCAGGCAGCUUUUGUGCAGCUGACGCAGAAAAAGCAGGAAGUUCAGAGGCGAGAGCGGGCCCUGAAUAGACAGGUGGAUGUGGCGGUGGAGAUGAUUGUUGCCCUGAGGCAACGUCUGACAGAAUCUGAGGAGGAGCUUCUUAGGAAAGACGAAGAAGUUGUUACAUUCAACCAUUUCCUGGAAGCAGCAGCUGAGAAGGAGGUUCAAGGGAAAGCUCGACUCCAGGACUUCAUCGAGAAUCUGUUGCAGCGGGUAGAACUGGCGGAAAAGCAGUUGGAGUAUUAUCAGAGCCAGCAGGCCGCCGGCCUCUGCCGUGACAUCACUGAGCAUGUGCUUACGGAUAUCUCCUCAAAUAGGAAACCCAAAUGCCUAAGCCGAGGGCACGCACAUUCUGUGUGUAACCACUCUGAUCUCAAGAUCCAUUUCCACCCAAAGGGAAGAAACUACCUGAAAAAAGCCAAGGAUGACAGAGCCAGCAUGCAGCCUGCCAAGUCCAUCCAUGAACAAGCUGAGUCCUCAAGAGAACUCUGCAGACCACCGAAGAAAGGGGAGCCCCUGGGUUUUAGCCGGAAAGGCAACAUCAGGCCCAAAAUGGCUAAAAAAAAACCAACAGCAAUUGUGAACAUCAUCUAAAAGGGUGGGUGGCUCUGAAUCACCAUUGCUGGGCUUUGGGGAAUGUUGUUCCAGGGGCCAAUAAUAAUGUCCUUUUGGACACAUCCCAUAGUAAGACAUAUUGGAAAAGCAACAGGGCAUAAUACGUUUAUCUUGUAUCCAUACAAGAACUUUGAUUAACCAGAAUUUAACAAGCCAGAAUUUCAGUGAAGCAUAUUUGGUACAGACCUCUUUUAGAAGCAAGAGGCAAAUUACAGAAAGAAUAAAAAAAUUAAGCAAUCUUACUCCAAGGUUUGCGUAAAACAAAGCUCCAACUUCUAAAAUAAUUAGCCUAGUCUCCAGUCAUUUCUGCAUAUGGGGUUCUGUGCAAAUCCAGAAAUCCAAAUCCAUUGCUGGAUGGUCGAUUCUGACUCAUAGUGAUCCUAUAGGACAGAGUAGAACUGCCCCGUAGGGUUUCCAAGGAGCACAUGGUGGAUUCAAACUGCUGACCUUUUGGUUAGCAGCCGGAGCGCUUAACCACUAUGCCGCCAGGGUUUCUGAGGUUCUGUGCAGUGGUCAUUAAUUCUCAGACCCAGGGCCACACAAGAAAUCAGGCACCAGGAGAAAAUUCAUCAGUGGCCACUGUUCUCUAAAUUGUGAAGCGAGAAAUGGGAAUGUAAAGUUCUGUCAAUAGCUGUAAAAUGAAAAUAUUUUUGUUUGCUUUUAACCUUCCCCUCAGUGAAUUUGAAAGCCCCCCACAUCAGGAUUCCUGUUUCCCCCAAGUAUUCUGGUGUAAUCAACGUUCCAAUGUUUGAAGUGCUCAAGAGGCUUGUCCAGGCUGACUUCAGUUUUUCUCAUUUCAAAGGCCCAUUUUUCAGUUUAUUUGAUGUAGGAUUUUUGUUUCCCUAAGAUGCAUGUUUUUUCAGACUUCAGUCCAUCUCUGCUUUUUCCUUUGGCUGAGAAUUCUGUACCCUCAGACCGUAGUGCCAGCCUGCAUCUUACACACUGCUUCUGUUGCCAUGCUUGGGGAAGGCAGUACAGCCCUUCUGGUCCCACUCCUCCUUGGCGCGGCGUCGGAGUGGUUGGAAUGCCAGCGAACCGCACAUUCAGUACACUGGGAGCCCUUCUGGAAGCCCUGCAGAUGCUGCCCAGCCCUUCUCACAGCCUGGCUCCCCUCGCGCUGUUGGCGGCCUCUCUCUCUGAGCUGUGGGCAUGACCUUCUCUUCGCUGGCCUAACUUUUCCACCAGGCAGCGUGCUUCACCUUCUGCUGCUUCGCUGCCAUUUUAUGACUAAAAUAUACGUUCUUAACCUUUUAACCAAGAACCUGAAAUGUUCACUGUAGACUGCUUUCUAAAGUAAUUUCUGAAACAAACAGUGCAUGUGGGAUCCAGAAUCUGAGGCUGUCCUCCCCUCCCUCUCUUAAAAUGGCUUUUGUUUCCACAAAGCAUUGUUAGGAACCUCCUGAAGUAAGAUUUUCUUCCAGAAUGAAUUUCCAUGUUCCUUUUUUUUUUUUUAAUU
Trichechus manatus latirostris (Florida manatee) is the source of this 2886-nucleotide messenger RNA. It is a transcript of the gene ZNF365, whose product is annotated as zinc finger protein 365. The transcript has 5 exons. NCBI's taxonomy places the organism in Eukaryota, Metazoa, Chordata, Mammalia, Sirenia, Trichechidae. Bases 186 to 1409 code for a protein of 407 amino acids. Gene Ontology annotation, biological process: regulation of neuron projection development; regulation of double-strand break repair via homologous recombination; regulation of DNA strand resection involved in replication fork processing. The record is from RefSeq and is a predicted model, not a curated record.